UACAUAUAUUUAUUGUUAAUACUAGGCAUCUGCUUUUGAGACGUUGAGCAUGACUGUAUUCAUGGUUUGUGCAUUGCUUGAUGUGUGUUAUUUCUACAAUGUCCAGAUGAGGUGCAGCCACUGACUGAGUUAUACUAUUGGAGUGCUGUAUGGAGAUUGCAUAUGGAUGAUAGAAAAGUUGCCUGGUUACAAGACAACCUAAACUUAACAGAACUAGAGUACAGAUGGGUCGCCAAAGAAGGAAUACCGCAAUGUGCGGUAAUCUGAAAGGCACCAUGGUUUCUUUUUGCCUCAUACUUUGGUUAACAUUGGAUCAUUGGGCCAUAUGAUGAAUGUAGUAGUGAUUUCAAGUUUUGUAAAUAAGAGACAGAGUCGGUGCACAGUGUAAAUGAGCUGCUGAUGAUGCAUUUUACAUGGUUGUGAAUGAUAAUAAGGUUGGCAGCAGCAUAUAAGAGCAGUCAAUGACUUUACUGUGGCAUACUAUUUAUUGAUGUUAACAGUAUCUGAAUAAUUCACGUUUAAGUGUAUGUUCUUUUGAAAAAGAAUGUAAAGAGGUUAGUAUGCAGCAAUCAUGUACUUUAUCAUUGUUACUCUAUCAUAUUUAAACAUUGCUGGAUUAAUUUACCUGUGGCUGAUUUUUGUUUUCACGGUUCUGUUUGCAACUGAGUGAUGUAUCUCAAAGAUGGACAUACCCUUUGAUUUUUUUAAUAAAAUGUCUUUGCCUUGUGCUUUUUGCCUGUAUUCGAUUUUCAGAGUUUAUCGCCAUGGAGACCAAGUACACCAGUGAGAAUGCACCUGCAGUGAGACAGGGUGAUGGUUUGCCGAGCCGGAAAAAAAUGCAUCCUAAUUCCGGAAGGAAGACUACUAAAAAGUAAGGAAAUAUGUAUGAGAGGAGUCAGAGAGAAUGACAGCAAGCUAACAUCAUGACACAUGAAGGACAACAGGAUUAUCAGAGUUUACAGAACAAAAUUCAAGGGCUAUCCACAGAUGAAAUGCGUCAUCUGUGCAAUCUAAUAGCAGAAAGGAAUCCAGCACUAGUUCAGGAGAUACUUGAGGAGCAAGAGAGGUGGAGCAGUGAAAUUACUGAACAACAUCAGGCAGAACUACCUCCAAAUUGGUGUGUGUGCCACAGCUGCCAGGAUAUGCCUGCCACGCAAGAAAGAGUAUGUUGUGCGAAUUCACCAAUGAACUAUUUAUCUUUUGUUCUGAAAAUGAGUGAGGUUGUGCUUCAUCAUGGUGUUCUACAUGUUGCCGAUACGUACAGGCGGGCUAUUUUUGGAAUACCAUUGGAGACUGAUAAAAAUCGUUGCUUUCGGCAUUCUGCCUAUCGACAGUUCACUGUCUGGCAUUAUGGACGGCUUGGGAGUAGAGUGCGAGGAGUCAUUCCUAGUUGCUGUGUUUGGCGCAUUCGUGACAGAUAUCCCAACCCUUUAGGCCAGUACACAGGUUUUCUAGCUCAAUGGAGGACAGUAAUUGAGUAGUAAUAAAGAGUUAACAUUUAUGCAUUACUGUAAGAAUAGCUAAUAUUUUUAGCAUAGUAUGUUUUGUUUGGACAGUAGUUUUACAAUAAAAAAAAAAUAACUGUGGUUAAAAAACAU
Molecule: messenger RNA, 1598 nt
Organism: Protopterus annectens (West African lungfish)
Lineage: Eukaryota; Metazoa; Chordata; Ceratodontiformes; Protopteridae
Product: P2X purinoceptor 7-like
Exons: 3
Coding region: 924-1481 (185 amino acids)
Source: RefSeq, a predicted model, not a curated record